GUUAAGGUGCAUACGGUAUAUAAAGAGUUAGUAUUUAUAUGAACGAGACACAUGCUCUACGUUUGUUGAAUUGCCACAAACAGAUCGUAUAUUAAUUGGUGAAACACUGAGUACAUCAACAACAGUUUUUGGUCAUAUCAUUGGAGUAAAAUGGUGUUGUUGAUUAUGUGUGUACACGUGAUUUUCUGCUAAAUGCUCUCUAAACAUUUUACAGUUGUUAAAUGUUUAUUGAUGAAACUUUAAAAAACUUAACGAAAUUUCGAAGAACGAUGAGUGUUUGUGUGUUAAUGGAAGUUCGGAAAUGUUUUUUUCUGCUCCUUAAUUGUUGGUUAAUAUACCAGUCGGUACAUUUACCCAUUACAUGGCAUUAAUAAAUUGUGACAGCUGGACCAAAGCAACAUAUGCUCUGUAUUUCGUUCGUGAUAUUGAGUUAAUUUUUCCAUAGAUUUUCUACUUAGUGAAAGGCGCUGUUAUGGCACAAGUGGACCAAGAAAGCAUGCAGCCUGUGGAAAGGAUUCGAGCACGCCUGAUUUCAAACAUUGCAAUAGUGCGCGUUGCAGUUGCAAUCUUUGGAGUGGGUUUGUUGGUUGGCAUAAUUGUCCCUGUCGUGCUUACGGGGCUAUCUAAGACGGAAGACGAUCUUCCCAAGUACACAGCCACGUGCGUUCUUGUCGAUUACACGCUGUUGAAACCGAUACAGACUCGCUGCAGCAUAUCGGUUCUGUUAGAAAAAGGCAUCGGUAUAGACGUAAACCGAACGUCAUUCUCUCUCAAUAGCGGCGAAGUGUUACCAGUCAACUGCUCCUAUCAAGUUACGGAUGGGGUAAUUUCUUGCCAAGGGCCGCAUGUAACGUGUCAGUUCCGCGGGACUCUCUCAAUCGCAUUCUUUGACAAUGCUGGCAACUCUGUUCUGGACAAAAUACUAUUAAAUUUAGGUUCGCCCAUUCCUCCCAUGGUGACAAGUGUGGUUCAAGUCUUUGAGCCUGUUGGUAAAAAUCUAACGUCGAAUUUCAACUUUUCUUGUUCCGUGACGUCAUCAUGCGAUACGUAUACCAUGGCUCUAUACGUCGGUGGAAAUCUUCAUCUCACUGAAGAGGACGCACUUAUUUGCAUAAACACAUCGAUGACAGAGGGAGGAUACAACAAGAGCUGCGUGUUUAAAGUCGACGAAGAUGUGAUACGCCAACAACGUAGUAUGGACAUUUCAUGCGCUCUCCUUCAAAAUGUUGUCCUUGCUAAGCAAGAAAAGUUCCUUCUGCCUAUGUGUUCGAAUAAAUCAUCCGACUGCAACUGUUCAGCUAAGGAAACUUCCUGUGACGAAAUUUGUACAAAAGUAGGAACCUGUCUGAAACACGACGCAACAUCGAGAUAUCAAAACAUUACCACUGAGGCUGUUAUUUUGAAGCCUAUCUGUCCAGUUUUAUGCACCCCGAAGUGGUGUCGUAAUACAUUCAAUGAUGAUAAAACUAAGACAGUGAUAUCGGAAAUCUUACACGCCAUGUGCCCGAACUCAUGAAAUGACACAAUCAGCUUUUUAAACUCUUUAACGUAUUGGAGCUAAAUAUCUCACUCAGGAAAUGAAUUUUCGUAAAAGAAGAUACACACUUUGUUGUUAUGUAAUGAAAAAUGAUGUACUAUUGUAGUUAUGUGAUAUUUAAAUCCUUAAUAUAUUGCUAUAUGAGCUGCCAAAUCAUAUUGUAUGUGUUGCAAUAGAUUAUGUUUUGACAACAGUAUUUAUUUUUAAAUAUGUAUUUAUUAAUGCAGUGUUUGCAUAUGUAUAUAAUGUUAUGUUAAAUGUCUGAAGUGAAGGAGUAGUUGAUACCUGCAUGUAGGUAUUGUUUGUACAAAUAUAAACCAGCACAUUAAAACCAGAUUGUCUCCUGCAUCUUAACACGUGACGGUGCUCUCAAAAAUAUGGCAUAAUUAUACCCAGACAAGCGUAGGCUUUAAAAACAAUGUGUUUUAAGAUAGGCGUCUACAUUUACAAUGCAUGUAUUAUUUUGACAUAACUUCAACAGUGAGGUUGCUUUAUUUGAUAAUGAGCUGUUUUUGCUCCCAUUGACAUUGCAUCUUAAUUAGGGCUCUAUAUGUGUUCUAUAAGUUUCAUUAUAAGUGUCAUUAGUGUUUAUUUAUUAUUUAUAAUUAUUACUACUGUUCAUGCAUAUCGUUCAUUUCUGUAAUUAUACCUCCAUAUUGUUACUCAUGUGUGUUGUAAUUAUUGUUGUUUUUGUUGUUUUCCGUGUGUUCAAAUUUUGUAUUUAUGGGCAUUUAAAACAUAUGGCUAUAUUACUCGGAAAGUUUGUCAAUUUAUGGAAUGAUAAAACGAUUGCGGCCAUCAUAUAUUCCAUGUAUAUUUCGUUUGUACCACGGUCUGGAACUGUGGAAAAAAUUCCAAAUACAAAUAUUCACAGCUGUAUUAUUUGAACUAACAUAAGCUUUGAUUAGUAUUUUUUCAUAUUCGUCAUCGUUUUCCUUUGUAAAGGUUAAUUCUCUUUAAAUAGCAGUUGAACCCUCUUAAAGAAAAAUGAGAUGUGAAUAUAGCUGUUUAUAUGCAUGUUGUUGUUGUUGUUUGUUUUAUUUAAUAGAAACAAUAUACGGUCAAGAUAAACAAUAUAUGGCGUAGAACGUGUAUGGCAUUUUAUAAGUCAAAACCCGUAAAGUGUCUUGGUUUUGAUAUAUACACUCGGAAGGAACACAAAGUAUCAAGUGACACCAAAACGUCACCGUCAGUUUUGAAAAUGAAAGUAAAACGUCCGCUCAAGGUAAGUUAUUUGUAAAUAUCUGUUUUAGUUGU
This is a messenger RNA of Dreissena polymorpha, 2794 nucleotides long. RefSeq lists its product as uncharacterized. The record is from RefSeq and is a predicted model, not a curated record. The transcript has 9 exons. Lineage: Eukaryota; Metazoa; Mollusca; Bivalvia; Myida; Dreissenidae. Bases 473 to 1516 code for a protein of 347 amino acids.